This is a messenger RNA of Capra hircus (goat), 12985 nucleotides long. RefSeq names its product nuclear factor of activated T-cells 5 (gene NFAT5). NCBI's taxonomy places the organism in Eukaryota, Metazoa, Chordata, Mammalia, Artiodactyla, Bovidae. Gene Ontology annotation, molecular function: DNA-binding transcription factor activity, RNA polymerase II-specific; RNA polymerase II cis-regulatory region sequence-specific DNA binding; transcription factor binding. Gene Ontology annotation, cellular component: transcription regulator complex. The coding region runs from base 840 to 5198 and encodes 1452 amino acids. Gene Ontology annotation, biological process: regulation of transcription by RNA polymerase II; calcineurin-NFAT signaling cascade; cytokine production. The record is from RefSeq and is a predicted model, not a curated record. The transcript is spliced from 14 exons.
AUUGGAACUAAGAUUCCACAUGCUGUGUGGCACAAACAAAAUUUUUUUUUAAUUAAAAAAAAAUUUUUUUUUAAUGUACAUUAGUAACUUUGUAGGGGAGGGGUGUGAAGAAGUGUUUGGAAGCUGGCCUGAGUAAUGAAAAUACUCUUUUGCUGUAAAAUGCAGGGGUUUUUUUUUUCUGCUUUUAUGUAUUUGUCAGAACAUAACAUUUUCUGCUCUUUAAGGAAAUUUGGUGAAGGGAACUGUUUAAAAACACUUAAAGCAUUCUGGUUUAUGGAUUAGAUUGCAUUAGUAAACAAAAGAGCAAAUUGGUGAAUAUGAGUUAACAAAAAUUUUGAAUAAGAAAUUUUCCCAUAUGCAUUUAUUUGGGUGUUAAUUUAAUUUUUUAAAGUUUGUUUCAAAACAUUGCUUAUUGUAACAUAUAAAUUUAUGUUGGGUGGGAAAAGUACAAAUGAGAAAUUGAAACUGUUUUAAACAUGUAAAUUAAAUGAUAGACACUACAAUUUGGGGGUUUUGGUUUUUUUUUUCUGUUUUGUUUUUAUUUUUGUUUUUUUGGUAAAGUAAUCUGGAUUGCUUAUUUUAUAUGCUGGGAUGCUAGUUGUUUUUUCUAUUAAUACACUUAACUUGCAUUCUAGCUUCGCCAUUCAGAGACAGGCAUCGUGUGGUGGGUUGUGUGACAGUGUCUGUCAAUAGUGAAGACAAAUAGUGCCAGAGACACUUAACCCAUCCAAUCUCACCCAGGGUAUAGGAUUUGCCUCUGAAGCAGGGAGUGUCUGCAUUAAAAAUGACCUGUAGUUCUCUGCUUCAUAGAUGCUUCUUCAGCUCCCUCCUCUUCCUCCAUGGGCGGUGCUUGCAGCUCCUUUACCACCUCUUCCAGCCCUACCAUUUAUUCUACCUCAGUCACCGACAGCAAGGCUAUGCAAGUCGAGAGCUGCUCCUCAGCCUUGGGGGUAAGUAACCGAGGGGUAAGUGAAAAGCAGUUAACCAGUAACACAGUUCAGCAGCAUCCAUCAACACCGAAGAGGCACACAGUCUUGUACAUCUCACCACCACCUGAGGACUUGCUGGAUAACAGUCGGAUGUCCUGCCAGGAUGAGGGGUGUGGAUUGGAAUCUGAGCAGAGCUGCAGUAUGUGGAUGGAGGAUUCCCCCUCCAACUUCAGUAACAUGAGCACCAGUUCCUACAAUGAUAACACUGAGGUACCUCGUAAAUCACGAAAACGAAAUCCAAAGCAGAGGCCGGGGGUCAAACGACGAGAUUGUGAAGAAUCUAAUAUGGAUAUAUUUGAUGCCGACAGUGCCAAAGCACCUCACUAUGUGCUUUCUCAGCUUACCACGGACAACAAAGGCAACUCAAAAGCAGGAAAUGGAACAUUGGAAAACCAAAAAGGAACUGGAGUAAAGAAGAGUCCUAUGUUAUGUGGACAGUAUCCUGUUAAAAGUGAGGGAAAGGAGCUGAAGAUAGUUGUACAACCUGAGACCCAGCACAGAGCUCGGUACCUGACUGAGGGUAGUCGUGGCUCAGUAAAGGACAGAACACAGCAAGGCUUUCCUACAGUGAAGCUGGAAGGCCAUAAUGAACCAGUGGUGUUGCAGGUGUUUGUGGGCAAUGACUCUGGUCGAGUGAAACCACAUGGAUUUUAUCAGGCCUGCAGGGUAACUGGGCGAAAUACAACUCCCUGCAAAGAAGUGGAUAUCGAAGGCACUACUGUUAUAGAAGUUGGCCUUGAUCCAAGCAACAAUAUGACACUGGCGGUUGACUGCGUAGGGAUAUUGAAAUUGAGGAAUGCUGAUGUUGAAGCCAGAAUAGGAAUUGCUGGUUCCAAGAAAAAGAGCACUCGUGCCAGAUUGGUUUUUCGAGUUAAUAUCACAAGGAAAGAUGGCUCCACUUUGACACUGCAAACACCCUCUUCUCCAAUUUUAUGUACUCAACCAGCAGGAGUGCCAGAAAUCUUAAAGAAGAGCUUGCAUAGCUGUUCAGUGAAAGGAGAGGAAGAAGUAUUUUUAAUUGGCAAGAACUUUCUGAAAGGAACUAAAGUUAUUUUCCAAGAAAAUGUUUCUGAUGAAAACUCUUGGAAAUCAGAAGCUGAAAUUGAUAUGGAAUUAUUUCAUCAGAAUCAUCUUAUUGUGAAGGUUCCCCCAUAUCAUGAUCAACAUAUAACUUUGCCAGUAGCAGUGGGAAUAUAUGUAGUAACCAAUGCUGGAAGAUCUCAUGAUGUUCAGCCAUUCACUUACACUCCAGACCCAGCAGCUGUUGCUUUGAAUGUGAAUGUAAAGAAGGAAAUAUCUAGUCCGGCAAGACCUUGCUCUUUCGAAGAAGCCAUGAAAGCAAUGAAAACUACUGGAUGUAACUUAGAUAAGGUAAAUAUGCUUCCUAAUGCUCUGAUCACUCCGCUCAUAUCAAGCACUAUGAUUAAGAGUGAAGACAUUACUCCAAUGGAAGUAACAGCAGAGAAAAGAUCGCCUUCUAUUUUUAAGACUACAAAGACAGUUGGAUCAACUCAACAAACGUUAGAAAAUAUCUCUCACAUAGCAGGAAAUGGGUCUUUUUCAUCAUCAUCUUCCCACUUAACUUCUGAAAAUGAAAAGCAACAACAGAUUCAGCCCAAGGCAUACAACCCAGAAACCCUGACAACUAUCCAAACACAGGACAUUUCACAGCCUGGUACUUUUCCAGCAGUUUCUGCAUCUAGUCAGCUGCCCAGCAGUGAUGCACUACUACAGCAGGCUACACAGUUUCAAACAAGAGAAACUCAGUCUAGAGAGGUGUUACAGUCAGAUGGUACAGUGGUUAACUUGUCACACCUGACUGAGACAUCACAGCAACAGCAGCAGUCUCCACUGCAAGAACAAGCACAGACUUUACAGCAGCAGAUUUCAUCGAAUAUUUUCCCAUCACCAAAUAGUGUGAGUCAGCAACUACAAAAUACGAUACAACACUUGCAGGCAGGGAGUUUUACAGGUAGUACUGCCAGUGGCAGCAGUGGAAAUGUUGACUUGGUCCAACAAGUUUUAGAGGCACAACAGCAGUUAUCUUCAGUUUUAUUUUCUGCUCCAGAUGGUAACGAGAAUGUUGAAGAACAGCUUAGUGCAGGCAUUUUUCAACAAGUCAGUCAAAUUCAAAAUAGCGUAAGCCCUGGAAUGUUUCCCUCAACAGAACCAGCAGUCCAUACCAGGCCAGAUAAUUUAAUAGCUGGAAGAGCUGAAAGUGUUCACCCACAGAAUGAAAACACUUUGUCUAAUCAGCAACAGCAACAGCAGCAACAGCAAGUGAUGGAAUCCUCAGCUGCAAUGGUGAUAGAGAUGCAACAGAGUAUCUGCCAGGCAGCUGCCCAGAUUCAGUCAGAGCUGUUUCCUUCAUCUGCUUCAGCAAAUGGAAACCUUCAACAGUCUCCAGUUUACCAGCAGACUUCUCAUAUGAUGAGCGCAUUAUCAGCCAAUGAGGACAUGCAAAUGCAAUGUGAAUUGUUUUCUUCUCCUCCGGCAGUUUCUGGAAAUGAAACUACUACAACUACCACACAGCAGGUUGCAACUUCUGGCACUACCCUGUUUCAGACAUCAAAUUCAGGAGAUGGAGAAGAGACUGGAGCACAAGCAAAACAGAUUCAGAACAGUGUCUUUCAGACCAUGGUCCAAAUGCAACAUAGUGGGGACAGUCAGCCUCAAGUUGGCCUUUUUUCAUCUACAAAAAGUAUGAUAAGUGUUCAAAAUAGUGGUACCCAGCAGCAAGGCAAUGGUUUAUUCCAGCAAGGUAAUGAGAUGAUGUCACUUCAAUCAGGGAAUUUUUUGCAGCAGUCUUCUCAUUCACAGGCCCAGCUUUUUCAUCCUCAGAAUCCUAUUGCUGAUGCUCAGAACCUUUCCCAGGAAACUCAAGGUUCUAUUUUUCAUAGUCCAAGUCCUAUUGUCCACAGUCAGACUUCUACAGCCUCCUCUGAACAAAUGCAGCCUCCAAUGUUUCACUCUCAAAAUACCAUGGCUGUGCUGCAGGGCUCUUCUGUUCCUCAAGACCAACAGUCAGCCAACAUAUUUCUUUCCCAAAGUCCAAUGAAUAAUCUCCAAACUAACACAGUGGCCCAAGAAGAACAGAUUUCAUUUUUUGCAGCUCAGAAUUCAAUUUCUCCGCUUCAGUCAACAUCAAACACUGAGCAGCAAGCUGCUUUCCAGCAGCAGGCUCCAAUAUCACACAUUCAGACCCCUAUGCUUUCCCAGGAACAGGCACAACCCUCCCAGCAAGGUCUAUUUCAGCCUCAGGUUUCCUUGGGCUCCCUUCCUCCUAACCCAAUGCCUCAAAACCAACAAGGAACAAUCUUUCAGUCACAGCACUCAAUAGUUGCCAUCCAGGGUAACUCUCCAUCCCAGGAGCAGCAGCAGCAGCAGCAGCAACAGCAGCAGCAACAACAGAGCAUUUUAUUCAGUAACCAGAACACCAUGGCACCGAUGGCAUCUCAAAAGCAGCCACCACCAAACAUGAUAUUCAAUCCAAGUCAAAAUCCAGUGGCUAAUCAGGAGCAGCAGAACCAAUCAAUUUUCCAUCAGCAGAGUAAUAUGGCCACAAUGAAUCAAGAGCAGCAGCCCAUGCAAUUUCAGAACCAGACCACAGUUUCCUCACUUCAGAACCCAGGCCCUGCCCAACCCGAAUCAUCACAGACCUCCUUGUUCCAUAGCUCGCCUCAGAUUCAGUUGGUCCAAGGGUCACCCAGUUCUCAAGAGCAGCAAGUAACACUCUUCCUCUCUCCAGCAUCCAUGUCUGCAUUGCAGACCAGUAUAAACCAACAAGACAUGCAACAGUCUCCCCUUUAUUCCCCUCAGAACAACAUGCCUGGAAUCCAGGGAGCCACAUCUUCACCUCAACCACAGGCUACUUUAUUUCACAACACUACAGGAGGUACAAUGAACCAGCUACAGAAUUCUCCUGGCUCUUCUCAACAGACAUCUGGAAUGUUCUUAUUUGGCAUUCAGAAUAACUGUAGUCAGCUUUUAACUUCUGGACCAGCUACAUUGCCAGAUCAGUUGAUGGCCAUAAGUCCACCAGGCCAGCCACAAAACGAGGGCCAACCACCUGUGACAACACUUCUUUCUCAGCAAAUGCCAGAGAAUUCUCCAAUGGCAUCCUCUAUAAACACCAACCAGAACAUUGAAAAGAUUGAUUUGCUUGUUUCAUUGCAAAACCAAGGGAACAACUUAACUGGCUCCUUUUAACUGGAUAUAAAUUCCAUGAAGAAAAUCCUGAUUUCAAGAUAUCCUAAGAUCUUGUGAUUCCAUGAGGAUUAUCGAACUGUUACUUUAAAAAGAAAACAAAAUAUGAAAAACUGUGAUUGAGUAAAUGGAUAGAUUUUACUCUGGCUGCAAAAGAGCACACCUUGGCUACCUAUUGCAGUGAUUAACCACCAUUGUUAACAUCUUUAUAUUUUAUGUUCCUAAUAACAGUGAUGACUGAGAAUCUAUUUGAGUUUCCAGCUGACAGAAUUAAUUAUUGCUAUUUCCGUAGGCACUCUUUCUUUAAAAGUACAGUUUAAAUUGACAAGCUGGAUCACUCAGUUAUUAUUGCUAUUAGAAAAUAAUUCAUGUUUCAUGUUUACUUUUGUUCAUUUGUAUUUUCUUUUCUGCAUUGUUUAGUCAAGUAGUGGCUUAUGAAGAAGAGUUCAAAUAAUAACUAAGGCUGUGAUUUUUCAGUAUAAAAAGCACAGCUAUUGGCUAUAGUGAAGGAAUCUUUUCUCAGUUUUUAUGGAGAAACUGAAGGGAUAACAUUCUGACAGGUAGGCUGUAUUAAGAGCUCUGCACGGAUAAGAGGCCUCUAUUUAUCACAGACAACACACUUACAAAUGGAACAGCUGGAAUGCUAUUGAUUUUAUUUUUCAGAGAGUCGUUAAUUCUCUAUGUUUCUGUUAAGGGUUUUAGCCAUAACUGUGCAUAAAAAAGAAAUAUCUUGCUAUAUUAAAAAAAUGAAGGGGAUGAUAUAUGGUAAAUUAUGUUCUGAUAGCCUCCUACAGUAGUUAAAACUGACAGUAAUUUGAGUCUGUUUUCUUCUUAUCCCAGUCUUGGACUGGUAUUCUCUUUUUAUGUUCAUCUAUGUUAUCCUUCCCCUCUUCCUUUUAUUUCAGACAACUAGUAAUAUGCUACUAGCUUUGUGACCCUGUAGUAACUUGAAUAAAAAGACCAUGUUGAUCUACGGUUACCCAACAACUCCUGCAGCACAGGCAGGGGGGUACCCUUUUGGGAAUGAGGGGAACUGACUCCUGAGAAAUAAGAAACAAUGCAUUUUUUCCCCAUGAACGGUGCUGUUCUGAAGUCUUCAAAUUUUUCCCUCUUAUAGGAAGCAGUGUAAAUGUUAAUUAAAAAAAGAGAGAGAAACUAAAAUUUCUUGAAACAUCGCUUCUCCCUGAGCUGUAGUAAGUGUGAUGCACUUGUCACCUCAGUGCUUUACAGUUCGAAGUGGUUGUUUACCUGAUGGUUCCCACAAGCCUUAGGCUUUACAGGGUCAUAUCAUUGACUUAAAGUGAAGAAUUCAUUUGUGUUACAUCUAUAGAGAGCAAAAUAACACACUCCAGAACUUGCAGUUGUAGUAUUAGUUAUACAGAUUUGGGUGUUCUCACCACCCAUGGGAUGCCUGCUUCUCACUACAACCUAUUGUCUGGACAUAUGCUUACGUCUUAUUCUCCUUUUGGCAUGUAGAAAGCUGUUAAUACAAUUUAAGGCCAAAUUGUGUGUGGCUUCUAUAUGUAGAUAAGAUGUUUUGGCAUUCUUGUCCGUUUCAUUUAUUUUUUUAAAUGUACAAAAAAUAGCCUGUUAAUUGUUCAUUCAAGGCUACAUUUCUGUUUUUUGUUUUUGUCUUUUCUAUCCUAUACACUUAGUUGAACUUUGUGGAAUUGUGGUGUUGGUUUUGUUUAUACAGCUGGAUUUUUCCCCCUUUUUGUGAUGGUCUUCCUUGGUUCUUUGAAUGUACUCUUCUUUGUUUUUUUCUCUUUGGUCUCAUUUAUUCUUCCCUCCACCCCCAACCCUUUCUUUCUUUCUUUCUCUCUCUGAUUGAGAGGCAUUGAAUUAUGUUUUCAGUAGUACAGGCUUCUUGCCGAUAUGAAGGGAACUUUUCAGAAAGAGACCUACUCUGGGUCAUUUAAUUUUGAAUACAGUUUUCAAUCGUUCAAGUUUUGGAUGGUUUAUAUCUAAUGUGUGUUUCAUUUUUUUGGAAAGCUAUAUUUUGUAUUUAGGAAAUGGUAUACUAUUUUGCUAUUUGUACUGAGUGAGUACAUUGGCAUAAAUAUAGAAAUUUAUAUAUAUACAUAUAUAUAACUAUUCUUUUUUUGCCACACAUUUUUGUGGUAAAUUUGUGAGUUUGUCUGAUGUUCUACCACAACGUGGCGUCUGAUAAAAGUGAGGGGGGGGGUUUGUUAUGUCUUUAUUGAGUAUUUAAGUAUCUUUUGAAACAAAUGACCUGUUCAUCUGUGGCCAUUCCAUCAGGCAGUUCCUUGAUGUGAUUAGUGGGCUAAAGUCAGCUUCCUGUGUGUUCGCUGGAUCUUACACUCAGCAAAAUGUUCAAGUAAGGAAACCCAUCUAGGCAGUUGUGUCAAAUGGUGUUUCACAAGAAUGAGCCAUCCAGUCUUUGCUCACUAUAUAUUUAAUAUUUUAUUAUUGUUGUUAUUGUUAUUAUUAAUUGGCUUUCUGUAUUCUAUGCCUUUUAUUUAUAAAGACACUAAAAAAAAAACAUGUUUGUAAUUUUAAUAACAUUUUCCCCAUCUUGUAAUGUCCAGAGCUACUUUAUAAAUUCUCUAAACCAAAAGCAUUUUCAUAUAUAUAUAUAUAUGUAUGUAUGUAUGUAUAUAUAUAUAUAUGUAUCUCCCCACCCCAUCAGGAAAAAUUACCCAGUAUAGUUCAGGUUAUGAGAAGGACCAGCUACACAAUCCAGUGCUUCAAUUUUAAAAUGGAUAACUAAUUACAGAGGAUUGACUGAUGUUAGAAAGCUUAUCCAGUGGUAUAAAAAUAAGUUAGAAAUAAAAUGCUGUAAGUUUAUUUCUGAGUUUUCUGAAUUUUUUCCCAAGAGAUUACACAGGAGACUCAGGAAAGUCUAUUUGUUCAUCAAGUUCCACUGUUAACACUGCUCUAUGGAUGAAGUGGUGGCAAGAAGACUGGCUUGUGUGCUGACUUCUGUUAUUUAGCAAGAAGUUUAUCAUUGUAAAAUGCUGAUUGCCAAUGCCAAGUCACCAGGGACCAAUUUUGUGUUUUGUACUAUCUCAGUUUAGAACAGAACAUACACCUGAACUGUAGUGGUUUGAUUGGAUGGAGGCAGAAAACCCAGUUUUUAUUUUCAUAAAUUUUGUGGUUAUUUGUACAAGGGCUCUGCUAAGAUACCAUAUUCUUAAUUCAGUAACGAUUUUUUUUUUAACAUUGUUAAAUGUUCCUUACUGGUAAAAGGUCAAUGUUAAGUACAGCAUUCAGAACAUAUUAUUUGGUUAAAAAAAAGUAUUUGUCUUCUUAUUGAAGAGCUAGCUUAGUUGUCAGUGGUUGAUACUUGUGCUACCAAUACAGAUUCAAGAUUACUGUUACAAGUUACAUCUAUAUAUGGGAGAGAUUCCAAGAGCCAGCAGAGUCCUUGGAAACAACAAUUUACUAAAUUUACUUAUGGCAGAAGGACUUAAGUGAACUAUAAACCACAUUUUAUUCCUUUAUAUUGUUACAUUCAAUUGUUCUUGCCUUUAGGAACUCACAUGAAUGCUUGGAGCUUAUCUGUAUGUCUGCAUGAUUGUGUGUGUAUGUGUGUUUGUCCUUUAUUCCUUAUUGUCAUUCCAUUAUAUAUCCACCAACAUGGGAGAAGUUGUAUACAACAAUUAGCAGUUGUAUUUUGCUUCUUAGCUUUAUCUUGUUACCUUUGUAAUUAGAGUAUUAUGUUGUUAUUUAACCAAUGCAAAUCUGUUUUCGCCAGUCUCCCUAGAACAGGUUUUUAAAGGGCUUUGUUUAUCAUAGAAACAGUAUUGCGAGGGACCUUCCUUCCUUUCUUUUUUGUACUAUUGUUUAUGCUGUAGUUGGGAAUUUCAUUACAGUGCAUUUCUUGCCCAUCAGAACCUCAGUUAAUCCACCUAGGAAAAACUGUGUCAAAGGGAAUGAGAAAGAAACUAGAGAAUAAUUCCUUUUGACCAUUUAAGCCAUUAUAAAUGCUUAUUUUGGAAAAGGAUAACCUGUUUAGAUGCAUCAGCAAUUAUAGACCAGAAAUUAAAUGCUUAAAUUAAAAUUAAUCAAAGCCUCAAAAUUCAACAUGGUUUUAUAAAUACUCACAGGGAGUACUUGAGAAUGUUUUCAUCUUUCUGGUAAGAAUUUCUGUUUUAGUAUUUGUUUUCUAGUUGAUUAUUUUCUAACUAAUUGAAAAUUAUAUUCGACCUAUUAGCUUCUGACCAUUCUGCUUCAUGACCACAGGCUUCUUCCCUUAGCCAGACAGCUAUGUUAUAUCUGCAUGCCUUUGUUUUGUGGAGGGACUUAAUAGAAGAACGAGCGUAUAGUUCAGUGGCUUUAUUAGAAAAAUGGCUCGGAAUAUAUAUACCCCAGUGAAUGGUGUAGUAUAAUCUCAUAACAUGUAUUAAAAAGAGGUUUUCCUGUCUGCUUAUUUGUGUCAUUAGAGCUAAAUAGUGAAGAUGAUGUUCAUAAUGUAGUAAAUACCAGAAUAAUACCUAGAAUAUCAUUUGUGACUUGUCCCAACACUCUAAUUACUUCUUUAAUCCCCCUUUGUUUUUGUGUCAUUCUAGCCUCAUUUAUUAAUAUGAAUCUAUUUUUACUCCACUUUCUCUUUCAGGAAAUUUUUUAAAUUAAUAUUUUAUAUCUAGAUUAAAUGCUUAUGGAAAAGUGCCUUUUUACCAUGAUAGUGCCCCUUUCUUAUAAUUUCAUUUUUCAUUGUUGCCAAAAACACAUAGGCAAAUGACUUUAAUAGUCUCAACUUUCAUUUUUUCUUUCUGGUAAUUCUUUUUUCCGUUUCUUGAUCACCAUAGAAAAGUUUCAAACCUUCCUAAUGCCCAUUGGCAGAAGAGGAACAGAAAAGAUAUAUAGCUAGGAUUGUUUCUUUGAAAAAGGAUAAGUAAAAGAUCCUCUUUUAGACUUUAUAUAAAUUAGAUAAAUUUGUCUUCAUCGUGACCAGCUGUCAAAAAUUUUACUAUAUGUGAGACUAUGGCUCAAAUGUGUAUGGUUACCUUUCAGAAAGGAAGUUGAAGCACCUGCUCUGCUCUUAAUUAUAAGAUGGAUGAAAAUAAAUCAAUGACAAAGCUUGGUAAUGUCAAUUUUUCUAAUGAUAGUCAAAUAAUUCAUUGUUUGUGCCUCUUGCCCAUCAGAACCUUAGUAAUCUGCACAUGAAAUAUAGUUGCAAAGGAAAUGAAGUUAUAUCUGAGUCCCCCAGAACUAAAAUAAUUCCUUGCAGCCAGAUAGAGUUGGAUAGGGUGUCCCUCUAUUUGUUUUGUUAUUUUUGCCUAUGUUCCAGCUCCUCACCAUAGUGGUGGUGCCUAAAGAAAGGCCAUCAGCAGCAAACAGGUCAGGACAGUAGUGACUUAGAGAUAGAGCUGCUUUCCCUGUGUGAGUAUUUCCAUUACUGUUGGUGGCUCUAAAGACUGCAGAUCUUUAUGCAAUAUUCUCAAUACCCUAAUGAUAUUAUGCACUUUAAUCAUUCCAAAGAAGUAAAAAAUGCUGUAUAGUGAUGAUUCCUUUUGAUGACUACAUUUUAACUGUUUAGAAUGUUUAUGUCCCUUUUUAUUUUGGAUAGCCAACUUGGUAUGUUACGGGAAUAUUUUCUAAAAUGACUGUAUAAUAGGACUUACUAAGGCUUUGAGAUGUAACUGACUAUAAGGGGAAAUGAUUACAUUUCAGAAAAUCAUUUUAGAAACAUUAAAAUGUUCAGCUUGCUAAUCUGUAUGUUUGAGAGUUAAUUAACCAGCUUUCUUCCUAUAUUUUUUGUUUCAUAUUAAUAACAUAGUAUAUAGUUUUCUACAUGUAUGUAUAAACCAAUGGUUCUCAAAAUGUGGUCCUCAGCCCACCAGCCAAUGUCUGUAUCACCUGGAAACUAGUUAAAAAUACAAAAUCUUGGGCCUUAUUUCAGACACAGUGAAUCAGAAACUCUGGAAUGAGACUCAGCAAUCUCUGUUUUUAACAAGCCUUCUGUUAAAGGUGAUUCUGAUGCAUGCCAAAGUUUGAGAACCACUGGUUUAUAGUGUAUACAGUAAAAUUUAUUAAUAGAAAGGGCUUUUUUCCCACUCACACAAUUAUACAUUGUUCUAAAUGUAAAUUCAGUUUAACAUGGUUAUCCAUAAUCAUUUACUAGUAACGAUAAUUUAUUCUCAGUACUACCUAUAGAAAUAUAUUUUAUAUACAAUUAGUCCAGUUAUUGAUAAUUUAGUUAACUUAGUUUGGUGUAUUCCUACCACAUACUAAAAAGUUUACAUUAAAUGACUGAUUUAAAUAUAUAGGUGCAAUGGUCUAUAUUUUUAUUUUAACUAUGGUGACAUUUAAUUAGCUAACAUAAUUGACGGGUGCUAAAGUCUCCUGUUUAUCCAUAAAAUGGGUACAUUGUGGGCAGUGAUAAUUCAAGCUUCAUUUUCAUUGCCUCUUACCUUACCAGCAGACGACAGUUUUGUCCUGGCUAGACCAACUCUCAGAACAAAAUUAUUUGUCAUUCCUUAUAUUUACAUUUGUAUCUGAGCUAUUAAACAACAUGGCUAGCCAGGUCAACAAAGCACCUUAUUUAAUUUCUUUUUUUAAUAGAUAAAUCUCCUUUUAAAAUAGCUUGCUUUAUAUGAAAGCUGACGCACUGGAAAUAUAACUACCCUUGGUUGGAACUUAUGCUUCAAACAAGACACUGUAUUAUUUAGUUUAGGCAUUUCUCCCUUUCCAAUUAUAUGCAACUAACUAUAAGAUAAAUAGAUUUAUUUAUUCAUUUUAAUCUCCCUCUAUAAUUCAGUACCUCCAUAAUUGCUGGUGUUUACAAAUCACCAAUUAAUUCAUGAAAGAAAAAUGUACAUUUCAAAAUAAAAAUCACCACUGCUGUGUUUGCUUAAUAGUAGCAGUGGAAAUGUAAGUGGCUUACUCUACAAACUUUGGUGCUGGAAAUACAUAGGCAAACUGUUGGGAGAUGCUCUAGCUACAUUCCUGCUUUCUUGUUCCUGUUACCAUCUUUAUCACCUUAUUGCAUACUAUAUUCUUAUUACAUAAGGCAUUCUACCAUACCACAAUAUUAUUAAACUCCAACUUGUAAUAUUUUCUUUAAAAGUUCUGUGUUUAACCAUAUUACCGUGCUUUCUUUUCCCAGAAUUAAUUUGCCUAAUUUGAGAUAGUUUGUAUAACUAUUAUUAUUUUAGCUAAUGAGCCUCAGGACAGCACACACAAACACACACACACACACAUACACACACAUGCCUUCUCAGAUGUUUGAGAGUGACUUUGGAAUCAGAUUAAAGAACUGUCCUGCACAGAAGUGUUUAUGACUUUCAGUGACAAACUGACUCCAGUGACAUUGAGCUAAUUUCUUUUGAUCUAAUGAAUGUAUCUGCUUCACCUUGUUCCCUUACUUUGAAUUGAUAAGCUCCAAGUAUUUAUUACUUUUUUCAGAUACUUUUUACUGAGUUCAUUCAUUUGUUUUACUUAGUCUUUUAAUAACUAUACUACAGUUAUUUCAUUAACCUGUUCUCAAGUGGUUUAACUACCAUUCUGCCAUUUAAGUUUUUUAUUUAAUUUUAUUUGCUUGAGUACACUGAUCAACCACUGAGCUGCCUUCUUCCAUUGUCCUGCAAUGAUAUAAGGGUUACAUUUUUGUGUAUAUGGCUUUCAUAGUUGGUAUUUCAGAGCACUGACACCAGAUACUUCAGUUUAUUCUCUGGGGGGAACUUCAUUUGCAUCUAUGUUUUUAGCUAUCUGUGAUAACUUGUUAAAUAUUAAAAAGAUAUUUUGCUUCUAUUGGAACAUUUGUAUACUCGCAACUAUAUUUCUGUAAACAGCUGCAGUCAAAAAUAAAACAUUGAAAGUUUUCA